This is a messenger RNA of Salvelinus sp. IW2-2015, 1660 nucleotides long. Lineage: Eukaryota; Metazoa; Chordata; Actinopteri; Salmoniformes; Salmonidae. The record is from RefSeq and is a predicted model, not a curated record.
GAGAAUCUGUGGGAGAAAGUGAACAAGAAGUAGAAAGAGAAAGAGCAGAAAAGAUAGAGAGGAGGAGAGAUCUCAUUGGAUCCCUUAUUGGACUGCCGUCUACCACCCUAUCCAGCGAGGACCCCACGGUGCUGCCUGGCGAGGAGACAGAGCUGCCCAUGGAGAUGCCUGCCGCACUGGCAGAGGAGAGGACCCCAGUGUCUGUCCCUCUGCCCCCUUCCACACCCGGUGAACCAGAGGAGCGAGGGAUGGCUGGAGAGAGGGAGAGAUGGAGAGAUAGCCCCACCCUACAGGAUGUUACUCCCCCAGUGAAGCAACCUCGUAGGAGGCAGCUGCUCUUCAUCGACCAGGAAACACAGAUUACCCAGGAGGCACUGCAGCAACAGAUAGACAACACUCUCAUACAGACCAGGCCCCUGGUUGUAAUCAGUGGUCCCUCUAAGCGAACAGUGUCUCCAGCUGAUCUCCUUGGUAACCCAUGCACCACCCUCCCUCCAGAGCUGCUGUUGCCAUGGAAACAGGUGGCGGUCGUCACAGCGCUCACUGGCUCCGCCCUGUUGGUAGGGAGGACAGAGACAGACUCGGAGUCAGAGAGAGAGAGGGAUAGAGAGAGAGUGAUGGAGGCAGAGGAGGAGGGAGACAGAGAGCAGGAUGGAGAGCUCAGCUCAAAAGAGGUACCUAGAGAGUUGGCAGAGUCAGGCCUGUCCCAGCAUGAUGUUUCCACUCGGUCUCCGCUGUCCCUGGAGGUCUCUGAUAGAGACAUGUCCCGGGAGAACUCCCCCCUGGACACACCCGAGAGCAGAGGGUCUCCUGUCCCCAGGUCUGUGUCCAAACUGAAGGACAUUCCAGAGGAGGGUGAGGGACCGCUUGAGAGAGAGGCAGAGGACAUACCCCUGGCUGAUUCAUCAGCAGAACUACUGGCUGCAGUGACAGAGCCUCUUGAGGAUCAUGAAGGGCUGCUGUUCCCUCUGCUGCCCCCACUGGCCCAACGCAGUAGAGUCACUCACUCAUUCUGGAACCUACUGGAGAUGGUAACUGCCAGGAGACUCUGUGUGCAGCAGGAUGAACCUUAUGGUGACAUCAUCAUUUCACCUGGACCCAACUAUGAGGAGGGGAAUGAGAAUGUGUAAAACACACACACACACACACACACUGUUUAUUCAAAGAUGACUUUCAAAUAGAUCUCACACACAGAUAGUUUGAGUCUGGUAACUAAAAGAGACAACAGUUGACCUGUUCCUCUUUGCUAAUCGUAUUUUAGGUGCUUCAUUUUUGUGUGUUAUUUAGCAGACACUCUUAUCCAGAGCAGCUUACAGUAGCAAGUGUACACAUGUCUUAGUACUUGUCCCCAGUGGGAAUCAAACCCACAACCAUGGUGUUGCAAAUGACAUGCUCUACCAACUGAGCCACACAGAACAUUUUGUAAAGUUUAAAGUUUUUAAAAUUUUAAAGCAGGUUUUGCUUUGUCGUUUUUUAUAUCAGUAGUCUCUUAUUAUAUUAUGUGACUAUAGACUGAAUUUUAUAUUCAAUAUCACAUUUCUCUUUUAAGCAUUUUAAAUGACUUUUCCACCAUUUCUAUUUCUGCAGUAUUUUAGUCUAAUCUUAGCCUAUGCUGACAUAUAAAGGGCUCAGUGUGUUUCAGUGGUGGUGUUUUUUUUAA